Messenger RNA from Papaver somniferum (opium poppy), 618 nucleotides. RefSeq names its product zinc finger protein 1-like. The transcript has a single exon. The record is from RefSeq and is a predicted model, not a curated record. Gene Ontology annotation, biological process: negative regulation of abscisic acid-activated signaling pathway. Lineage: Eukaryota; Viridiplantae; Streptophyta; Magnoliopsida; Ranunculales; Papaveraceae. Bases 1 to 618 code for a protein of 205 amino acids.
AUGGGUUCUUCGUCAUCUACAGAUAAGAUUAGUGAAGAAACAGAAUUCGAACAAGCAGAUCAAGGACUAGUUAGAGUAUAUUCUUGUAACUACUCUCGCAGGAAGUUUUUUAGCUGGCAAGCAUUAGGAGGACAUCAAAACGCACACAAACGUGAGCGUACUGUAGAGAGUAGAGAUCGACUUCAAAGAAUUUCUGCCGCGGCAGCUUCUUUCGGUUGUGCUAAAAUGAGGAACCACCAACACGUACUCUCAACUAGCGUUGCUUCUUUAUCUCUUCAUCAUGCUCAUGCAGGUUGUCUCAGUAAUAAUAGAUUAUUAAAUGUUCAAGCUCAUUCUGCAUUUAACAAUCCCACAUCAUCGUUGCGGUCUAAUUCGUCUCGUUAUAAUCUAUAUGGACAACGUCAUCAAGAGCGGCCAUCAUCAUCAAGAUUACCCGUAAAUGAUCAUCAACCAGCAAUCCUUCAGUUACCCACUUUUGUACAUGGGUCAGCGCAACAGCAUAACAAUGGGUUACUUGGUCGCAGUUUUCAGUUGCAAGGUACUGGUGCUGGUUUGAAGGGUAAUAAUAGUUCAAAUCAAGGAGACGCGACAAACAUUGAUUUGGCUCUUAAGCUCUAA